CUGCUGCUGCUGUUGGUGUUUUAUGACAUUAGAAAACAGGCAUGAAUUCGGCCGAGCAGACGGUAACGUGGCUCAUAACGCUCGGGGUCCUGGAGUCUCCCAAGAAAAGCAUCUCGGAUCCUGAGGCUUUUCUCCAGACAUCUCUGCAGGAUGGAGCGGUGCUGUGCAAGCUGCUGGAGCGACUCAGACCCGGGACGGUGGACAAAUUUUUCCAGGAACCGAGGAGCGACAGCGAGUGUCAGAGGAACAUUACCGAGUUUAUUAAAGGCUGCGGGGCUUUCGGUGUGGAGCCUUUUGAGGUCAGUGACCUCCUGCAGGGACUGAACUUCUCCAAGGUCCUAAACUCCUUGGUUGCCCUUAACAAAGCUACUGAAGAUUUAGGUGUUUCUGAAGACAGUGUGUGUGUGCCGCACUCCUCAACAUUGAGGAUCAAGUCGUUUGACUCUCUGAACACUCAGAGUCGCUCCUCUAAACUGCUGCAGCCUCAGUACCGCAGCCUGGACAUGUCAGAGGGCAGUGGGUUUGGCCACUUGCUGGUCAAGGCGCGCUUUCCCUUCCAGCAGACCAAUGAGGAUGAACUCUCUUUCUCCAAGGGCGACAUCAUCAGCGUGAGCCGGCAGGAGGACGGGGGCUGGUGGGAAGGCUCAUUGAACGGCAAAUCCGGAUGGUUCCCCAGUAACUAUGUGCGGGAGCUGAAAGGAAGCGACAAGACAUCAGACAAGCCAAAGUCUGGGACACUGAAAAGCCCCCCCAAAGGUUUCGACACCACUAUCAUCAGCAAGACAUACUACAAUGUGGUCCUACAAAACAUCCUGGAAGCAGAGACUGAAUAUUCAAGGGAGCUACAGAGUCUCCUGGGCUCGUACCUUCGCUCACUUCACCCCACAGACAGACUCAGCAGUGUUGACAUCAGUCACAUUCAGGGAAAUCUGGAAGAGAUCUCAACCUUCCAGCAGAUGUUGGUUCAGUCCUUGGAAGAGCAUACAAAACUCCCAGAGAGCCAGCAGAGGAUUGGGGGCUUCUUCCUGAGUCUGAUGCCCCAGAUGAAGAUCAUCUAUGUGGCCUACUGCUCCACCCACCCGUCUGCUGUGAACGUACUCACACAACACAGUGAGGAACUGGGGGAGUACAUGGAGUCAAAGGGGGCGUCCACUCCUGGGAUCCUGACUUUGACCACUAGUCUGAGUAAACCCUUCACCAGACUGGAGAGAUACCCAACACUGCUGAAGGAACUGGACAGACACAUGGAGGACCAACAUCCUGACAGGCCUGAUCUCCUUGCUUGCAUGGCGGCCUUUAAAAGCUUUGCAGCUCAAUGUCUGGAGGUGAGGAAGAAGAAGGACCUGGAGUUGCAGAUUUUAACAGAGCCAAUCAGGAAUUGGGAAGGGGAUGACAUCAGAACCCUUGGCCCUGUUCUCCACAUGUCCCAAGCCACAGUCCACACUCAGAACUGUCAGGAGUUUAAUGAACGCUACCUCGUCCUCUUCCCUCACACUCUGCUCAUGCUCUCUGCCAGUCUGAGGAUGAGUGGAUUCAUCUAUCAGGGGAGGAUGCCGCUGGCAGGAAUGCUCAUCUCCAGAAUAGAAGACGGAGAAAACCUGAAGAACGCUUUUGAAAUAUCUGGUGGCCAGGGUGAACGAAUGCAGGUGGCAUGUAACAGUCAGCAAGAUCUACAGGACUGGCUGGACCUCCUCACCAAACACACACACACUUCAGCCGCGAACACACACUCCAGCAAGCAUCAGUCCGUCUGUCACACAUUGCCCUCUCACCCUGCCACUCCCUCCAGACACUCAGAGUCUCGUGGAGGGAGCAUUGGACACACCUACCACACCCUUCCCCACCCCUCUUCAUAUGGGACGGCCCACAGCGGCAGCCCAAUGUGGGGGCCCCUGGAGCCACCGAGUACCCCCAAACCCUGGAGCCUGAGCUGCCUUCGUCCUGCGCCUCCACUCCGGCCCUCGGCUGCUCUCUGCCAGAAGGAGGAUAUGAGCAAGAGUCCUAAGAACAUGAAGAAGCUGCUACCGAAGAGGAAGCCAGAGAGGAAACCUUCAGAAGAGGACUUCACUGUCAGAAAAAGUACAGCAGCUCUAGAGGAGGACGCUCAGAUACUGAAAGUGAUUGAGGCCUACUGUACCAGCGCCAAGACACGACAGACUCUCAACUCCACCUGGCAAGGGACUGACCUCAUGCAUAACCAUGUGCUCGCUGACACCAGCCUCACCGUCGCCGGUUUCCCCGGCAACCUGCCUUGUUCUGACCAGUCAGAGGACUCGGAUUAUGACAGUAUCUGGACUGCCACUAGUUACAGGACUGCCUCAUUUUCUCGCUCCAGCAGGAAGGAUGUACACAUGUUGUUCCCAGAGGAGGAGAAGAUCAUAGUGGAGGAAACCAGGAGCAAUGGACAAACUGUAGUGGAGGAGAGGAGUCUGGUGGACACUGUGUACAGUCUGAAAGAUGAGGUCCAGGAACUCAAGCAGGACAACAAGAGGAUUAAGAGGACGCUGGAGGAGGAGCAGCGAGCGAGGAAAGAGCUGGAGAGGAUUGUCAGGAGAGUUCUGAAGAACAUGAACGACCCAACCUGGGAUGAGACUAACCUCUGAGAUCAAUAUGUGGAUGAGACCAACGUCUCUUCUCUUAAAUGACCAACUGACCUUUGAACUGUUGUUCAACCUGUGUGAACGGAGGCCGCCAACACCCCAUCAUGUCUUCACCGUUUUCACUCGCUUCGACCUUCUCAGUGACCUGCGUACCAAUCUGUGGACCAAGAGAAAAUGCCUGCCAGCCAUCAGCAAAGCCAUCCCAACUGACCGUAAAGCUGUGAAGCCAAAUUAGCUGGUAGGCAUGACGACAUCUGUGCUCCUUUACUUUUUUUUGCCUUCUUUGGAGCACUGUCAAACCAAUCGUUGUUGUUUUUCAUUUACCUGUGUAUUUAUCUUCCAUUCCUGCUUAUGCCUAUUUGCAUAAGCUGUCACCAUUGCAAGGACAGUAUUUUAUUGACUGGCUUGAUGCAUGAAUAAGAACGCUACAUAGGGUUGAUAUAUGUCAGCGAUAUCAGAGCUGUAUGUGAAAGUCCUCAUUGAAACUUGAAAACUUUUUCAUUAGCAGCAAAUUUUGUCAUCAAAUCAUAUUGUUAUAAAAGUCACCUUUAAAACUCUAUUUUAUGAUAAAUAUUAUUGACAGUCCAACAAACUAUAAAGUUGGUUUAUUUGUUAUAAUAAAAUAAAUACAAAGUGUAGGACUCUCAGUUACAUUUUAAACUUAAAUUUACCAGCACUUGUAAGUGACCUUGUGUUUUACAGGAUGAAAUGAAAGUCAGUUGCAGAUUAUCAUUUUGUGACAGACCACCAUAUUAUUUUCUUGAUCCACUACAUUGUUUGAUAAAUGGAUAUGUAGAUUUCUGGCCAGUGAUUAUUUAGAUUUUUGGAAUAUUUUUUUGUGUUUUACUAAGCUUUAAACCCAGAGGAAUAAACUACAAAUGAGGUGGACCAGAGACAUGGACAAAAUCUGAGAAUCUAGUUGAUUUAUUCCUUGGUACUGGUGGGACUGUUCUUCCACGUCUGCAUACAAGUAAUUGUUUGGAUGCUAAAGCUAAAGAUAAAUUGACUUUUGAGAACAAUCUUCUUUAAUGAAUUGAAGGGUAAAUGAUAGUAUGUGAGAUUAUCAAAUCAAAAACAACACACAAUGUGUAGUUACUAGGAAAUCAGUUAAAGGGACGCUGGAGGGAGAUUUUCCUCAGGAAUUAAUAUGACCAUCAGGGAGUUAAAGGUUUCAUCUUCACAUUAACUUUUAUUUAUAAUUUCAUAUUCUUGCAGAUUGACAUUCCAAGCUAUGUUUAAAGGUGUAGGAAACUUGAUUUAGAAUGAUGUAGUCAAAUGUGAUGCUCUGUAAAUGUGUAUAUGAAGCAGGGAAAGUGAGAGGCCAAUAAGCUUUUUAAUCCUUCUACAUGUCUGCCCAAAGCUACAGCUGUAACAGUAAAAUAUGUGUAGAUAACAAACACAGUAUUGCUGCUAAAUCAGUUAUUUCAGAAAAAUGGUCUGGCAGCAGUACAAGGAUUCUAACAACAGAGCUGCUGUGCAAUUUGUUUUGAAAUUCACACUGCCCACAAACACCCUUUUUCUUUGUCAUUUAGAAAUAGGUUCUUGGAAGUUUCAUGGUGAAACAGCAGCUGAAUGUACGUGUUUCACCGCUAACAGUCCUUGAGUUGUUCAACACUUAAGAAAAAUCAGGAAAGUUGAGUUUAUAUAUGUUUAACUCUUUUUAAACUUGUGGACCUACUGUCACUACUUUUGCUUCAGCUUGACAUAGAUAAACGAUUGCCAGAAGGACAAACAAUUAUUUAUUUAAAAAUAUUUGUAGGCUUUUAUUGUUAGUUACAGCUGAAUUGCUUGGAAUUGAACCCAUGGCUGCUGCAGCAUGGACUCAGCCUUGGUACAUGGUUGCUAGCUUCACCAGGUGAGCUACCAGGGCUCACCUACAAUAACUGUAUGAGGUGAGAUACAAUCAAAAACAUUAAAGGAGCUAUAAGCAAUAUUUGUUUUGUUAAAAUAAACUCUACAUUCUGAUAGCCAUCACUGAUGUAGAGAGUUCAGUCAGUAACAUGGGUCACCCAGUCCCUCCUUUCUGCAGUAAACAGAGAAUACAUUUUCUAGUGUCCUGUUCCCUCUUUAUCCAAUCAGGAGAUAACUGCUUACUGCACCUUUAAAUUCAUCAUGUCCUGUUGCCAUGCAUAGGAUGAUAUAUGCAUAAUGCAGUAUAAAAGUAAUAAAAACUCCUAAUGUAAAAGCCCAGAAUGAAGGGAAAUCUUAAAUGCAGCCCACUUAAUAAAUCAGCAAUGACUUAAACAUUAUCAUAAUAAUAAUGACACUAAAUAGCCUUUUGAGUUUAUAUUAAAAUUUUAAUACAAUAUGCACACCCGUCUGUUAGAAGCUGCGAGGUUUGCAGAGGAAAUGAGAGGCCAGAGUCCAGUUUUAAACUGACUGACAGAUAUAAUCACUGAUCUUUAUUUAACUUCCGUCUUUUAGGAGCCAAACAAAAUAUACUGAGUCAGCUCGCUGCUCUUACUGCUUCAAGACCAAAGUCCAAGCAAUACAACAGUGGAAAAUGUUGAUGGGUUUUAUUAUGAUUUUUAUGAUGUCUAUAUGCAACUUAUUGUAGAAUGAUUUCUUAUUUUUAUAUUUGUGAUUGUGUUUUUACUCUAAACAACUGGUUUUGAUUUGUAACACUUAUUUUUUACUUGACCUGUUUGAUCACACUGAAGCUGAUUUGUACAGAAAAGCAGCAUAUUUCUCAUGAGCGUCAGAAGACGUGCCUUGGGGAGAAGUAUAUUUCCUUUAUGCUAAAGUUAUUAAGCAUAAAAACUUCACCCACAAGUGAAAUAUUACUGAAAUGAAACCACACUAAUGUAAGCCAUGUUAUACAGUAUUUCAUUAUUGACUCUAACUUAUGUAUUUAACUGAAAGUGACUGAUGUAAAUGUAAUGUGUGUUCCAAUGUUAAGGUGAUGAAGGUGAUUACAGUAGUAACUAUGACAAGAAUCAUCCCCCCUCUAUUUAUUUCACCCGUCUGUCUGUGAAUAAAAUGUUAA
Molecule: messenger RNA, 5586 nt
Organism: Morone saxatilis (striped sea-bass)
Lineage: Eukaryota; Metazoa; Chordata; Actinopteri; Moronidae
Gene: arhgef7b
Product: Rho guanine nucleotide exchange factor (GEF) 7b
Exons: 22
Coding region: 42-2603 (853 amino acids)
Biological process (GO): intracellular signal transduction
Molecular function (GO): protein binding; guanyl-nucleotide exchange factor activity
Source: RefSeq, a predicted model, not a curated record